UGAAUGGUUACAUUGUCCAAAAUUGCCUGGUUUUGUUAGUUAAAGGGCCAAUCUUAAUAUAUAAUGAUACAUAAAGUUAUCACGCUUAAUUGUAUUAUUUUUUGCAUGUCAGAUUCUGUGUCAGGGAUUUAAAAAGAAAGUUGAAAUGUUCCUUAAAUAUUUUACAGUUUUUAAGAAAAGUUGCAAUAGUUACAUAACAAUUCAAAAAUAUUUAUCUUCGGGAAAGAUAGCAAAUGACGCAAUAAAACUUAGUGAUAGUUGUGUACAGAAACUCAAGCAACUCUGUGAAGGUGAUAAAUCUUUUUUAAGAUUGUGUGUGGAGAGCGGUGGAUGCUCGGGUUUUCAAUACAAAUUCCAUUUAGAUGAUAAAGUUGGUGAAGACGACAGAAUAUUUAAGAGGGAUGGUGUGCGGGUAGUUGUAGAUGAGACAUCAUUGGAGUAUAUAAGGGGAUCCACUAUUGAUUAUCAUACGGAGCUUAUACGAUCUGCAUUUAGAGUUGUCCAAAACCCCAAUGCAGAUGUUGGUUGUUCUUGUGGAGCUAGCUUCUCUAUAAAAAUUGAUUAGGAUGUAUAGACUUUAAAUAUAUAAAUUAUUUUUUGUUUUGUUAAUAAAAGAUUUAAU
Messenger RNA from Papilio machaon (common yellow swallowtail), 622 nucleotides. Its product is annotated as iron-sulfur cluster assembly 2 homolog, mitochondrial. The transcript is spliced from 2 exons. Gene Ontology annotation, cellular component: mitochondrion. Gene Ontology annotation, molecular function: iron ion binding; 2 iron, 2 sulfur cluster binding; 4 iron, 4 sulfur cluster binding. Gene Ontology annotation, biological process: iron-sulfur cluster assembly. The record is from RefSeq and is a predicted model, not a curated record. The coding region runs from base 146 to 565 and encodes 139 amino acids. NCBI's taxonomy places the organism in Eukaryota, Metazoa, Arthropoda, Insecta, Lepidoptera, Papilionidae.